UAAAAAAAAAAAAAAAAAAGAAGUAAUCCUUCAUAAUUUUUUUUAAAAAAAACCCAACAGUUUUCUUAUUAUAAUUUUUUUAUUUUUAAUUUUGAGAAUUUAAAAAGUAUAUAAAGUGGCGAUUUCUGGAGUGUUCUUGUGUUUCAGCAAGUUUACAGAAAGGAGAUCAUCUUCUCCUUCUUUCUCUCUCCUCUCUCUUCCCUAAACUUCCGUGCCCAAAAAAUAUGUAGUUACUUCCGACAUUUUCCAACUUAAUUAUUCUAUUUUUAUACCACUAUCAUACUUCAUUAUUAUUUGGCCCUUUUUUUUUAAUAUUAUUUGGCCAAAUUCAAUCCAAUUUGUCGACAAUAUAUAUAUUUCACUAGUACAAUUUAUUUGUUACAUUACAACAAUUAAAAAAAAAAUCGUAACUAUGGCAGAUGGAGGAGAAAGAAAUGGGGUUGAUUUUUAUAAGAUACUUGGUUUAGAGAAGGAAUGCUCACCAACUGACCUCAAAAAUGCUUACAAGAAGCUUGCUAAGAGAUGGCAUCCGGAUCGUUGUUCUGCUUCCGGAAAUUCAAAGUUUGUGGAAGAAGCGAAGAAGAAAUUUCAAGCUAUUCAAGAGGCUUAUUCUGUUCUAUCCGAUGAGACUAAAAGGUUUUUGUAUGACGUUGGAGUCUACGACAAGGAUGAUGACGAAAACAAUCAUGGAAUGGGCGACUUUCUGAACGAGAUGGUCACGAUGAUGAGCGAACACAAACCCUGUGAAAAUGGCGAAGAAAGCUUUGAACAAUUACAGGAGUUAUUUGAAGAUAUGUUUCAGAGGGACAGUUGUGAUGCAUUCGCUUCAACCUCGUCUCAGGGGAUGAACUCUUCUUGUUCAUCUUCGUAUGGCAGUUCUAUUGAGGGUUCAUGCAUCAAUAACAAGAGGAAUUCAGUAGGAAUGAAUAGAACAGAUGCAUCUUCAUCCUUCAAUAAUAUCAACUUAGAGAGAUUCUGUUUAGGGAUGGAUUGCAGGGGAGACUCGAGAAGGAUAAAGGGAGCAGCCGUAAGAACUCUAGGAGGAGGUGGUAGUAGUUGUAGCAGCAAUCGUGAUAAUAGUAGAAGACGAUAUGGUAGGAAACAAAAGAUUGCACCCGGCCAUGAUGUUUCUUCAAAUGAUUACUCGGCAUUUCCACUUGAUUCAAAUUACUGGUGAAUUUCAGUUUAGGAAAUUGGCAUCAAGAGAUGUGUCUAUAGAGGUUUUUAAUUUGAUACCAUUUGAUGGGAAAAAGGGUCCAAAUUUUGGCAUUCUUAUAUAUUGUAUGUCAUCAUAUUAGAGUGGUAAAGGAGAGUUACUUAUUUGAGCCAUUACCAACAUCUCAUUAUGCCGCUUUGUUGUUCCUGUACUAGAAUCUACUACAUAACUAAAUUUCAUUUGAAACUUUCACCUCAA
Messenger RNA from Chenopodium quinoa (quinoa), 1414 nucleotides. Its product is annotated as dnaJ homolog subfamily B member 7-like. NCBI's taxonomy places the organism in Eukaryota, Viridiplantae, Streptophyta, Magnoliopsida, Caryophyllales, Amaranthaceae. The record is from RefSeq and is a predicted model, not a curated record. The coding region runs from base 413 to 1177 and encodes 254 amino acids. The transcript has 6 exons.